Molecule: messenger RNA, 2220 nt
Organism: Alternaria burnsii
Lineage: Eukaryota; Fungi; Ascomycota; Dothideomycetes; Pleosporales; Pleosporaceae
Product: atp-dependent rna helicase eif4a
Exons: 6
Coding region: 1-2220 (739 amino acids)
Molecular function (GO): ATP binding; coenzyme A diphosphatase activity; RNA helicase activity
Source: RefSeq, a predicted model, not a curated record
AUGGCUGACAAAGGUCUUGAGGAUGUGCCCGAGGGCCAGAUCGAGUCCAACUACGACGAGAUCACCGACUCCUUCGACAACAUGAACUUGAAGGCCGAGCUCCUCCGUGGAGUCUACGCCUACGGUUUUGAGCGCCCCUCUGCUAUCCAGCAGCGUGCCAUCAUGCCCGUCAUCAAGGGCAACGAUGUCAUUGCGCAGGCCCAGUCCGGUACCGGUAAGACGGCUACCUUCUCCAUCUCGACCCUCCAAAAGAUCGACUCCAACGUCAAGGCCUGCCAGGCGCUUAUCCUCGCCCCCACCCGUGAGCUCGCUCAGCAGAUCCAGAAGGUCGUCGUCGCCAUCGGUGACUUCAUGGACGUCCAGUGCCACGCCUGCAUUGGCGGCACCAGCGUCCGGGACGACAUGAAGGCCCUCCAGGACGGUCCCCAGGUCGUUGUCGGCACUCCUGGCCGUGUCCACGACAUGAUCCAGCGUCGCGUCCUCAAGACCGACCACAUGAAGAUGUUCGUCCUCGACGAGGCCGACGAGAUGUUGUCUCGUGGUUUCACCGAGCAGAUCUACGACAUCUUCCAGCUUCUGCCCCAGAGCACCCAGGUCGUCCUUCUGUCCGCUACCAUGCCCCAGGACGUCCUCGAGGUCACCACCAAGUUCAUGCGCGACCCCGUCCGUAUCCUUGUCAAGAAGGACGAGCUUACCCUCGAAGGUAUCAAGCAGUUCUACAUUGCUGUUGAGAAGGAGGACUGGAAGCUCGACACUCUCUCCGACUUGUACGAGACUGUCACCAUCACCCAAGCCGUCAUCUUCUGCAACACCCGCAGGAAGGUCGACUGGCUCACCGACAAGCUCACUGCCCGUGACUUCACUGUCUCGGCCAUGCACGGUGACAUGGACCAGGCACAGCGUGAUGUCAUCAUGAAGGAGUUCCGUUCCGGAUCUUCCCGUGUCCUCAUCGCCACUGACCUUCUCGCCCGUGGUAUCGAUGUCCAGCAGGUUUCCCUUGUCAUCAACUACGACUUGCCCGCCAACCGCGAGAACUACAUCCACCGCAUCGGUCGUGGUGGACGUUUCGGACGUAAGGGUGUUGCCAUCAACUUCGUCACCGCUGACGAUGUCCGCAUGAUGCGCGAAAUCGAACAGUUCUACAGCACACAGAUCGAGGAGAUGCCCAUGAACGUGGCUGGUAAGCGCAACCUCAUGAGACCGACAGCAUGGCUCGCCCAAAGCAAAGCCAUUGCGAACAUGGCGCUUUCGCAAAGAUCUGUUCGCGCACUGGACCGCCUCCGCACAUAUACGCCUCCGUCAACGCAAUGGUAUGAUUGCCCUCUUACCAGACGCGCCGCCGUCCUCAUAUUGCUCUUUCCGGACCGUCAUGGCGAGCUCAAGGUAGUCCUUACGAUGCGAAGUGUGCAGUUGCGCAACUACGCAGGACAAGCUGCGCUGCCUGGAGGCAAAGCUGACACGAUCGACGAAUCUCCAUGGGACGUCGCGCGUCGCGAGGCUGACGAAGAAAUCGGUCUUCCUAUGAACGACGACAAACUUCGGGGUUUUACCGUCGAACACCUCUGCGAACUUCCCGCAAAUCUGGCCAAGACUGAACUUGGGGUGCGGCCCUGCGUUGCCUUCUUGCGCCCUACCCACGUAUCUGCUUCCUCCGACGCGAGCGGCCUUUCUGUUGAAGAGAAGCUUAUGCCGCGACUCGAUCCCAGAGAAGUUGCUGCUGUUUUCACAGCGCCGUUCCAUAAUUUCUUGCGCAAGGAGUGGGACGGUGAAGGUCCACCCCCAGUUCAGAAAGACGGUAGGCCUGAAAAGUGGUAUCGAGGUUCUUGGACAGACUGGCACGAAUCACGCUGGCGAAUGCACAACUUCUACAUGCCACGGCCUCCUCCAUCUCCAUCUUUGCUACGCAAUCCCUCGCGAUCCUCUCCACAAUCCCCACCAGAGCCCUCAUUGCAACAAAAGUCACCCGAUGGAGAUGACCCGAGGCCGGAACCUAGCGCCAUCGAUACCCUCACGACGUUUAGAGUCUUUGGUAUGACAGCUAGGAUACUAGUCGAUGCAGCCAGAGUAGCAUAUGGCGAAGAGCCGGAGUUCGAGCACAACAGCCAUCACGGAGACGAGGAGAUGAUAGGAAGGCUGCUGAAGAUGGGCAGACUUAGCGAGGUGAGAAAGAAAGGCGAAGUACUGACCCGAGAGGUGCUCAGGGAAGCUAGCAAGAUGUAG